AUUACAUAUUUUAUAUACCAGUUGUUAUAUUUAAUUGUUUAAAUGGCUAAAUUUAUAGCCGGUUGUAUAUUCUGCAAAAUAUUACAGGGUAAUGCACCAGCUGAAACAAUUUACGAGGAUGAUGAUUUGAUGUGCAUCAAAGACAUUCAUCCAGCAUCAGAUCAUCAUUAUUUAAUUAUUCCAAAAAAUCAUAUAUCAAAUGCUAAAGAAUUGAAGCCUGAUGAUGAGCCACUUUUUGAUAAAAUUGUUGACACUGUCGAGGUAGUUACUGCACAACAAGGACUUAAUUUAUCAUCAGUAAGAACUGGUUUUCAUUGGCCACCAUUUAACACAAUAAAUCAUCUACAUCUUCAUGUUAUUGGUCCAAUUGAAAAUAUGGAUUUUAUCAAACGACAAAUAUUUCGAGAAAAUUCAUUUUGGUUUGUCAGUACUGAUUAUGUCAAGGAACGACUUAAAACACUAUCAAGAUAAUUAACGUUUUUUUUUUUUAAUUAAAAUUAUAAUUUUUUUAUUUAUAAUUCGUUGCAGUGAAUUACUAGAAUU
Aphidius gifuensis is the source of this 543-nucleotide messenger RNA. Its product is annotated as histidine triad nucleotide-binding protein 3. NCBI's taxonomy places the organism in Eukaryota, Metazoa, Arthropoda, Insecta, Hymenoptera, Braconidae. The transcript is spliced from 4 exons. Gene Ontology annotation, molecular function: catalytic activity. The coding region runs from base 43 to 471 and encodes 142 amino acids. The record is from RefSeq and is a predicted model, not a curated record.